CAAUAACGGUGGGCCCAUGGACGCCGAAGCUAGGGUUUUUCUCUCCCGAAGCCAUAAUAUAUAUCGCCCUCGCUCCUCGUGUUCUUCUUCCCCCUUCAAACGCCGCCGCCGCCGCCGCUCUCUUCGGUCUCGCUUCCCUUCUCCGGGAGAUUCAGUCGCUGUUGUGGUGUUUGCUUCAUCCACCGCCACCAUGCAGAACGAGGAGGGUCAGAUGGUGGACCUCUACGUCCCCAGGAAGUGCUCGGCCACGAACAGGAUCAUCACCGCCAAGGACCACGCCUCGGUCCAGAUCAACAUUGGGCAUGUGGAUGAGAAUGGGCUGUACGAUGGCCGCUUCACCACCUUUGCUCUCUCUGGGUUCAUCCGUGCUCAGGGAGAUGCUGACAGUGCUCUGGAUAGGCUGUGGCAGAAGAGGAAGGCUGAGGUCAAGCAGCAGUAGAUCUUGCUACUAGUUUUACCUGGAAGAACUCGUUUCAAUUUCAUGUCUCUCUAGCUACUUCAUGCAAUGCCUGUGUUAUCAGUUCGUACUCCGAAAAAAUUCGUGUGACUUGAUCGGUUUAUCCUGAUAAUGUUUUAUCCAUGUUGAAGCUUUAUUACAUCUGUUUCUUGA
Oryza sativa Japonica Group (Japanese rice) is the source of this 610-nucleotide messenger RNA. The record is from RefSeq and is a predicted model, not a curated record. NCBI's taxonomy places the organism in Eukaryota, Viridiplantae, Streptophyta, Magnoliopsida, Poales, Poaceae.